Molecule: messenger RNA, 1064 nt
Organism: Brassica rapa (field mustard)
Lineage: Eukaryota; Viridiplantae; Streptophyta; Magnoliopsida; Brassicales; Brassicaceae
Source: RefSeq, a predicted model, not a curated record
UAAAUAAUAUUUUGGUGACGUAGUCUGUUAAUUUCCACUAAGCAAAAGAGUACUGACUUUUAUGAAUGGUUGGUUGUCUAUCAAGUCAACAGUAAAUAAAAAUCCAGAGUUGGAUCAUUAAUAAUCACAAAUGAUUAGAGACAUAUUUAAUGCAUUGUCUUUUAUUUCUUCACUCUCCACUACCUAAAAAGAGACAAGCAGCUUAAAGCCGAAGAAAGAAGCAGAGUAAACCAAAAAAAAACAUGGGAGAAGAGAAGGCGAAACUGGCGCUUGUGUUAGCCGCAAAGUCAAGAUCAUUGCUGUACACAUCGUCACCUGCUACUCCAUGUGUGUUUGCCUCUCCGAUUCACACUCUUGCCUCUGUUCCGUUUUGCUGGGAAGAUCAACCAGGCAAGCCAAAGAACCCUCUUCUUCCUUUUUCUUACCCAAAAUGUCUUGAAUUGCCACCGCGCUUGCUCCUUCCCGGAGAGUUUGCUCAAAUGCCCUUGCCUGAGAGGAAGCAUGGGCUCUUUGGGUUCAUGAAGAGGAAAGGGAGAGGGGAGGUUGUUGUCAGGGGUAGUCAUGUCUUUCCGUCGGAGAAGGAGAGAGCAGGUGAGAUCAACAACAUGAAGAUCAUGAAGUUUAGCAGAUCAGGGAGCUUCCAUGGUGAUGGCUUUUGGGCAAGUUUAUGCAAAGGGUUGAAGCAAGCAAUGCCAUGGAAGAACAAGAGUAUGAGAAGCAAAAGUCUUUGAGCAUAUGUUCAACUGCAUUACAAGACAAACAAUGUUCAUCUUUUGAUCUACCUAUUGAGGAUCAAGUUGAUGUAAAAGAGCUAUUACUAAGAGUGUAUGUAAGACUAGCAAUUUCAUCAUAAUGUAAAAAUAUUAUCUCUGUGAUUUGUAUGUGGCAACAAAAGUUUAAUGCUAUUGGAUUUGUCAUUAAGAAGUGGAUACAUUUGAUAAAAAUGAUGAACAGAGUGUACUUAACACACAUGCCUUUAUGUUAAAAAAAAAAAAAGAGAGGUCUGGCUUAUUUCAUUUGUGAAUGUAAAAGAGUUAGAAGACAAAAAAAAGGGAAUCUGAAUG